UGGUUGCUCACGUCGACCGGCUCUCGUUUCUUCUCACCGUCGCUUGCUAAACAUGGUGCUCGAUGCUUAUGCUUCGUCAAACCCUAAUCAGGUACACGAGGACGUUCUUCAGAAAUCUAGAGAUGCGUGCUACAAGGCAAGAGAUGCUUUUUACACUUGUCUGGAGAAGGAAUCUGGUAAGAAACCCACUGAGAUCGCGUCCGUAGGUCUUCUCUACCCUAAAGAGUGUAGCCUUUCCAGAACCGAGUUCGUCAAGAGCUGCCGCUCUUCCUGGGUGAAGCAUUUCGAUAGGGAGUACUGUCGGAACAAGAGAGUUCAAAGGCUGCUUGAUGAUGGAGAUGAGAGGAAAGGUCCAAUGUCACUCCCUCAGCCUUACACUUUCAAGCCUUCUCCUUCUACUUAGAUCCCUUCCUUUCCUGGAAGAGGAAGAUGACUGAGUAAUCCCUUGGUAGCACUUACUGUUCCUGAAGCAUAGGACUCAUUUUCUUUGCCGACCUUUUUUUUUAAUAUCCCUUAAAGUCUUGUCUUUAUUUGAGUUGUGUAAGCCUACAACAUGGGAAUAAUAAAGGUGUGCUUUUGAAGGAACCUGAUUCUUCUUUGCCUAUUAUCUAUUGCUCGCAAUCUGCAAGCAUUUAGUUUACA
Molecule: messenger RNA, 642 nt
Organism: Brassica oleracea var. oleracea
Lineage: Eukaryota; Viridiplantae; Streptophyta; Magnoliopsida; Brassicales; Brassicaceae
Product: cytochrome c oxidase assembly factor 6
Exons: 4
Coding region: 53-403 (116 amino acids)
Cellular component (GO): respiratory chain complex IV; mitochondrion
Source: RefSeq, a predicted model, not a curated record